This is a messenger RNA of Volvox carteri f. nagariensis, 3379 nucleotides long. RefSeq lists its product as uncharacterized. Gene Ontology annotation, biological process: glycogen biosynthetic process. Bases 28 to 1566 code for a protein of 512 amino acids. Gene Ontology annotation, molecular function: glucose-1-phosphate adenylyltransferase activity. Lineage: Eukaryota; Viridiplantae; Chlorophyta; Chlorophyceae; Chlamydomonadales; Volvocaceae. The record is from RefSeq and is a predicted model, not a curated record. The transcript has 14 exons.
GACCAAAUUGCCAUUGUCAAAGUAAAAAUGGCUGCCCUGCAUGCACAGCGUUGCGUGGCGUCCACGACGCAGUGUUCGGACAGGAAGAGCGUCCCCAGCUUUUCAAGCGAAGCGCUGCGCGGAAUGCGGAUCGUGCGCCCUACUUCAAGCCGGAUCGCCCGCACAACUGUUGUCAGGUCCCGGCGUGCACCUCAAGUGAAGGCGGUGAUUGAGGCGCCGCAGCUUCGCUAUGAGCCAGCGACGAAGGCUCGCACCAACACAGUGCUAUCCAUUAUUCUUGGUGGCGGCGCGGGCACGCGCCUCUUCCCGCUCACCAAGCAGCGCGCCAAGCCCGCCGUACCCAUCGGCGGCGCCUACCGCUUGAUCGAUGUGCCCAUGUCCAACUGCAUCAACAGCGGCAUCUCCAAGAUCUACAUUCUGACCCAGUUCAACUCCACAUCGCUAAACCGCCACCUGGCGCGUGCAUACAACAUGGGCAGCGGCGUUCGGUUUGGCGGCGAUGGCUUCGUGGAGGUGCUGGCGGCGACCCAGACGCCCACCGACAAGGAGUGGUUCCAGGGAACGGCCGAUGCCGUACGGCAGUACUCCUGGCUUUUGGAGGACACGAAGAACCGCGCCAUCGAGGAUGUGCUUAUCCUGUCGGGCGAUCACCUGUAUCGUAUGGACUACAUGAAGUUCGUCAACUACCACCGGGAGACCAAUGCGGACAUCACCAUCGGAUGCAUCGCGUACGGCUCGGACCGUGCGAAGGAGUUUGGGCUCAUGAAAAUCGACGAUAAGCGCCGUGUGCUGUCCUUUGCGGAGAAGCCCAAGACGCAGGAGGCGCUCGACGCCAUGAAGGUCGACACCACCGUGCUGGGCCUGACCCCGGAUGAGGCGGCCGACAAGCCGUACAUCGCCUCAAUGGGCAUCUACGUGUUCAAGAAGUCGGUGCUGUGCAAGCUGCUUAAUGAGACAUACGCCAAGGCGAAUGACUUCGGCGGCGAGAUCAUUCCGGAGGCUGCCAAGAACCACAACGUGGUGGCCUACCCCUUCUACGGCUACUGGGAGGACAUCGGAACCAUUAAGAGCUUCUUCGAGGAGAACCUGAAGCUGUGCCGCCAUCCUGCCACGUUCGAGUUCUACGAUCCUCAGAGUCCGAUCUACACGUCCCCCCGCGUGUUGCCGCCCGCUACGGUCCGCAACUGCAAGGUUUCGGACGCCAUCAUUGCGCAGGGCUCCUUCGUGGCGGACUCCUCCAUCUCCAAUGCCGUCAUCGGUAUUCGCUCCAUCAUCGGCUCGGGGUGCACCGUCCAGGACGCCCUCAUCAUGGGCGCGGACUACUACCAGUCAGACGAGCAGCGGGCCGCGCUGCUGGCGGCCGGGGAUGUGCCCGUGGGUAUUGGCGCCAACAGCAUCAUCUCCAACGCCAUCAUUGACAAGAACGCUCGCGUCGGCAAGAACGUCCGGAUCGUCAACAAGGACGGCGUGUCUGAGGGUACCCGCGAGUCUGAAGGCAUCUACAUUCGCUCCGGCAUUGUCGUCAUUGACAAGGGCGCCAAGGUCCCCGAUAACGCUACCAUUUAAAGGCAAGGAGAGCUUCAAGGGCAAAGCAGCAGGACACCUAUACAAGCACAACACUACCGUCACAUCAACAGCUGCUACCCGUUUGGAGCGCCUGCCUCCUCCUCCUACCCAACCCUUCUCUUCUGCACCACAGUUCCCCCAUGCUCUCGUAUCUUUUGACCUACCGUGACUUCGUGUCGCGUCACCUCGCCUUACCCUUCUUCGCCAUGCUUCGCCUAAUGACCCUGAUGAGGUGAUAUCUUCAUGUUUAGCGCCGGUGUGUGUGUUGGUGUUCUUCAGGCAACCAACAUGGCAAGGAAUGCUCGCAAGGGUGUCGAGAUGUUUUUUUCGGCGUAAGCGAACAUGCUGUGCUUAGUUACCCCAAGUUGCUGUGAACAGCGACACGUACUGCUGCUCCGAGUGCUAGUUCCGAGCUCGGGUUGCGAGGUCGUUUAGGCGCAUCCCUGGUCAAAUUAUGGUCGAUUUGUGGGUUUGUGGAUGUGGGGGGGGGGUCUGCGUCUUUCUGGGGUGUCGGCUAUGUUUUUGUGUGUGCGCGUGUGCGGCGUGUGCUGGCGCUCCUCCUGGUGGUGGGUGUCUAGUCUCCAGUGCCUUGUUUGUCCCAGUUUGUCCAGUGCCUGCUUUUCGUUGCGGCGGUUUUUCCUUUUCGCGUGCCACGUAGUCCGCCGUGCUCCAGCCAGGUUGGUGGUGGAUGAGCUUGAGGAGAUUUUCCGGACGGAGGGGUCUGUGGCUCCUUUUAUGGGCGUGGCGCGCGCGGCGUGUUUUUUGUACUUGUUUACAUACAAGUCUUUGAAGAGGAGAGAUAUUGCUGCGAAGUGUUUUUUUUGUGUUUUCAAUUUUCAAACACCAUCGCAAGGAGAGGCAUGUUGCUGACCAUCUCAUUUUGUUGUCUGGAGAGCGUUAGCGGUUGGACCUACAACCUUGGGCCGUUUGUUUUACAGUUGGUGCUGAUCGGCUGGUAGUGGUCAAUACCGCGAGGACGGCUGGCAUUUGCCUGACGUGGGUUUUCGAGGCAAACCUGCUCAGACCUGUACGACGUUCAAUGAAAAGUGCGGCAAUGAUACACGGCAGUGCAUGCGACGUUUAUUUUCAUCCCCCCAUCCCUUCUGGGGCGUAUUUCCGCGUGUAUACGGCCCUCCCUGUACACGAUUUAAAGAUGGGGUUAGGCAGUUAGCCGCCCCCCUCCCCCCCCCCGCCACGCACACGAGGGGAUGGCGGGAGAAAUGAAUCUUUUGCAGACGGCUGGACAGAGGGCUCGGCUCAGUGCGUGUUGGGUUCCUCCAUUUGCGUGCGGAGAGGGCGGGGUUGCAGCACAGCUGAUGUAGUACAACAUUACGAGGAGGUGGCGUCGCUCCUCUUGGGUGCUGCGAUAGCGAUGACGGUAUUCCGCGAUGUGGUGUCGGUAACUGCAGCGCUAGUGGAUGGCAGCCGUCGUGUGCUCGACAUUGAAAAUGCCCUUGAUGUGCAGGAAGAGGCGGCGGCGGGGGGGGCGCGAGUGAUGAGGGUUUCCAUCGGUUGAAUGGUAGCCCCUGUUUGUGGUAAUUUCCUUUAUACGCCUGAUGUUGUGAGCAGCUGGGUCUUAUCUGAGGGUUUGGGCUGAUCUGUCCGGGCGUUGUCGGGGAAGAAAUGUUUUGCCUCCCCUUAUCGCUCCCGGAUGGCCUCACCGUUCGUUUCCUGUAGCUGACAGCAAUAGUGCAGGCGUUCAUUUUUUGGUGCGUUCGCGUUGUAGUGCGUGAAGGGAAGUACCCUAUGUCAUGUUGUGAGCUAAGCAUAAGAUCACCAAGGAAAAUGUUUCGUUGUAACGAGAAUUAUCAGC